Molecule: messenger RNA, 1917 nt
Organism: Phyllopteryx taeniolatus (common seadragon)
Lineage: Eukaryota; Metazoa; Chordata; Actinopteri; Syngnathiformes; Syngnathidae
Gene: ifrd1
Product: interferon-related developmental regulator 1
Exons: 12
Coding region: 198-1484 (428 amino acids)
Cellular component (GO): nucleus
Source: RefSeq, a predicted model, not a curated record
UCGCGUGAUACGCGCAGUAUUGGUGUGUAUGAGGGAAAAUGUAUCGUCUCGGACGACAGUGUACCUCCCAGAUCGCUUUCAAUUCCUUUUUCUUCACAGUGCCGCGGGGGUAUUUUCAUUUUGCGAGACAACACAGUAAAAGCUGGUCGUGUAUUGGCUGAUUUUGGAUCAAACUCGAGAGAUUUUUGGCAAAGAAAAUGCGAAAGUCCAAGAAGAAGAGUGGCAGAGGGGCGCAGCAUGGAAACGUGCAGCCUUUCAGCGACGAGGACGCCUCCGUUGAGACGCUCAGUAAUUGCAGCAGCUUCAGUGAUGUCACCAGUGUAGCGGACGAAGGUGGCGAGGCCUGCGAGGAUGCAGCCCAGGAGGAUUUCCAGUACAAGCUUAAGGGGUUCAUAGACAGCUCUGUGGACAAGAGCGCUAAGACCAGACAGGGGGCACUGGACGGGCUUAAGACUGCAAUGGCCACGCGCAUUCUGUACGAGUUCAUCUCGGAGCGAAGGAUGACCAUCACUGACAGCAUUGAACGCAGCUUGAAGAAAGGUAAAGGCGAGGAGCAGCGGGCAGCGGCGUCUUUAGCCUGCCUGCUGUGCAUCCAGCUGGGCUCGGGCAUCGAGAGCGAGGAAGUGUUCAAGACUCUCAAGCCGGUUUUCAAAAACAUCCUAGCCGACGGCUCUGCCAACAUGCAAGGGAGACAAGUGGUGGCGACAAGUCUGGGUCUCUGCACUUUAGUUGCAGAAGAUGACGUUUUGGACGUGCGCACCACCAUGGAUUGCUUCGAGAACCUCUUCACCCGCUCCUACAGCAGGGCAGACGGCACGUGCGCCUCCAUCAGCGCUCCUACAAGCCAGCUCCACACUAACGCCCUUCUGUCCUGGGCCCUGCUGCUCACCAUCUGCACCAGCAGCCAGCUCAAAGAAAUCUUGCACAAACAUCUGCCCAAGCUUCCGAGGUUGCUGGAGAGCGACGACGUCAACAUGAGAAUCGCAGCAGGCGAGACCAUCGCGCUGCUUUUCGAGCUGGCCAGAGACAUGGACCCUGAGUUUGAGUUUGAUGGCUGGGACGAGCUGUGUGACAAACUGAACGCGCUGGCUACCGACUGCAACAAGCACCGGGCCAAGACGGACAAAAAGAAGCAGCGCUCUGUGUUUAGGGACGUGCUCAAGGCUGUUGAGGAGGGCGACUUCCAGUCGGAGAGCAUUCGCUUCGCGACAGAACGCAUGACCAUCGACAGCUGGCUCAGGAAGAGGACGUAUGACGCCUUCAGGGAGUUUGUGGGCUCUGGAAUGAACUACCACUUGCAGGCCAAUGAAUUCAUCCGAGAUGUGUUCCAACUUGGACCUCCCAUGCUGGUCGACUCAGCCACGAUAAAGGCCAUGAAGAUCUCCCGCUUUGAGAGGCAUCUUCACAACUCUGCCGCCUUCAAAGCUCGGACCAAGGCCAGAAACAAGUUCAGGGACAAGAGAUCAGACGUGGGCGACUUCUGAGUUUUUGGAACAACCUAUUUUUGAAGAUUCCUUGCUUAUGAGAACAACCGUUUUGUUUUUUUGCGCUCAAAGUCCUAAUACACUUUGUGUAGCAUUUGGUUAACAUCUACACAGUACAUCUUUUAAUACACUACAUAUUUGUAAUUUAAGCCUGUUCACGCUAAUCUCGAGGUUGUACAUAGUGCGUUUGUUAAAGCCUUGUUGUUGAAUAUUCCAUUUUGACCUAAGUUAUGUUACGUUAAAUUCUAGGUAGCAUUGACUAUUUGUAUUUUUUUUUUUUUUUUGCUCCUUUCCACUUUUCAUUCGUCUCGUUACAUUGCACUACCCAGCGAACCCUGGAAAGUUUAAUUGUCUAAAAACUUGUUUAAUGUAUUGUAUUGGGUGUAUAAUCUGAAGAAAACUAUUGCGGGAUAAUAAAGUGCUAACAAAAGGA